Molecule: messenger RNA, 2147 nt
Organism: Brassica napus (rape)
Lineage: Eukaryota; Viridiplantae; Streptophyta; Magnoliopsida; Brassicales; Brassicaceae
Product: L-type lectin-domain containing receptor kinase V.9-like
Exons: 1
Coding region: 53-2035 (660 amino acids)
Biological process (GO): protein phosphorylation
Cellular component (GO): plasma membrane
Molecular function (GO): ATP binding; protein kinase activity; carbohydrate binding
Source: RefSeq, a predicted model, not a curated record
GUAAAGAUCAUUCAUCACAACUUUUUUUUUUUCUUCUGCAGAAAAUAUCAAAAUGUUUGUGCUACUAUUUCUUAUCUUGUUGAACACGGCAGUUUCUCAGAGUGAAAGAGGAGAGUUCGGCUUCAAUGGUUACUUGUACGACAGCUCUGGAACUGCCAAUCUCGACUCCAAUGGCUUAAUGGAGCUGACAAACUCGUCACAACUUACAACUGGUCAGGUUUUCUACAACUUCCCUGUUCCGUUCAAGGACUCACCUAACGGUACCGUUUCGUCCUUCUCCACUACUUUUGUUUUCGCUAUAGUUUCGAAGAAUUCAACACGCGGCGGCCAUGGAAUCGCUUUUGCCAUUUCUCCUACCAAAGGCUUGCCAUAUAGCGAUGCCACACAGUAUCUAGGGCUCUUUAAUGUUACAACCCAAGGAAGAUCCUCAAAUCAUGUUGUAGCAGUUGAGUUUGAUACAAUCCAGAGCGCUGAGUUCGAUGACAUGGAUGAUAACCAUGUUGGUAUCGACAUCAAUAGUUUAUUUUCAGAGAAAGCAGCUUCAGCUGGUUAUUACAAAGAAGAUGGUACUUUCAAAAACAUCUCUCUUAAAAGUAGUAAACCGAUACAAGCCUGGGUUGAAUAUGACUCAUCAAGGAAACAACUCAAUAUCACUCUUCAUCCUCUUCAUGUCGCUAAGCCAAAGACUCCAUUGCUUUCUUUAACCAAAGAUCUAUCACCAUAUCUCCUGGAGUCGAUGUACGUUGGCUUCACUUCAUCCACAGGCUCCCUUCUUUCAUCUCAUUAUAUUCUUGGUUGGACCUUCAAGCUCAAUGGGAAAGCUUCAGACAUAGACCCAUCUCGUCUUCCUAAACUUCCCAGUGAAAAUGACUCUAGUACUAGUAGUCUAAAAAGGAUCUUGGCUAUCAGUUUGAGUAUGACCGGCCUUGCAGUCCUCAUCUUCUUGACCAUAAGUUUCAUGCUUCUCAUGAAAAGAAAGAAGUUAAUGGAAGUUCUUGAAGACUGGGAGGUUCAGUUUGGUCCACAUAGAUUCGCUUACAAGGAUCUCUACAUUGCCACAAAGGGUUUCAAGAACAGCGAGCUUCUUGGUAAAGGAGGGUUUGGAAAAGUCUACAAAGGUACACUAUUGUCAUCUAACCUAGACAUCGCCGUGAAGAAAGUUUCUCAUGAUUCAAGACAAGGAAUGAGAGAGUUUAUCGCCGAGAUCGCCACCAUUGGCCGUCUCAGACAUCCUAACUUAGUUCGGCUUCUUGGCUACUGCAGACGCAAGGGGGAACUCUAUUUGGUCUACGAUUGUAUGCCCAAAGGCAGCCUUGAUAAGUUUCUCUACCACCAACCGGAACAGAAUCUUGACUGGUCUCAAAGAUUCAAGAUCAUCAAAGAUGUAGCUUCUGGUCUCUUCUAUCUACACCAACAAUGGGUUCAAGUCAUCAUUCACAGGGACAUUAAGCCAGCAAACAUCCUUCUCGAUGAAUCUAUGAACGCAAAGCUUGGUGAUUUUGGUCUCGCCAAGCUUUGUGAACACGGUAUCGAUCCGCAAACCUCUAACGUGGCUGGCACGUUUGGGUAUAUCUCACCGGAGCUCUCGAGAACAGGGAAGGCUAGCACAAGCUCUGAUGUAUUCGCCUUUGGGGUAUUCAUGUUGGAGAUUACUUGCGGGAGAAGACCCGUCUUGCCACGAGCGUCUUCGGCGAGCGAGAUGGUUCUUACUGAUUGGGUGCUAGAUUGUUGGGAAGAUGACAUAUUGCAAGUGGUUGAUGAGAGGGUGAAGCGUGAUGAUAAGUACCUUGAGGAGCAAGUAACAAUGGUUCUCAAGCUGGGCUUGCUCUGUUCGCAUCCUGUUGCAGCCAUGAGACCGAGCAUGUCCAGCGUCAUCCAGUUCUUGGACGGUGUGGCUCAGCUACCUCAUAACUUGCUUGAUGUUGUGAAAGCUCGAGAAAACGUUGGAGCCGCUGAAGCAACCCAGUCUCUUGCGCAGCCUAGUUCCAUCGCUACGGUUACAUUUACGGAGUCAUUUGUAUCACACGGACGCUGAAAGAUCAAACACACAGGACCAUCUUCUUUCUUCUCGUCUAAUAAAGUAAAUCUCGAUAUGUCAAAAGAAACUGCUGCAUCUAAAGUUCUAAAUAAUGUGUGUUGCAAGACUA